Molecule: messenger RNA, 2027 nt
Organism: Penaeus vannamei (Pacific white shrimp)
Lineage: Eukaryota; Metazoa; Arthropoda; Malacostraca; Decapoda; Penaeidae
Product: metalloreductase STEAP4
Biological process (GO): copper ion import
Cellular component (GO): plasma membrane; endosome
Molecular function (GO): cupric reductase (NADH) activity; ferric-chelate reductase (NADPH) activity
Source: RefSeq, a predicted model, not a curated record
UUUUUUUAAGGAUGAUUAAGUAAUUUUUAAAAACUAUCAGUAGAACGAUGUCACGCUUUGGCAUUCGGGGAAAGCUGGCACCGGAGGAGGAGCGAGAGUGAUUGGCAGAAGCGACCUAACUCUAAAAACAAGAUGGCAACGAACCCUGCAGGCACGGGCAUAAUGGAGAAUAUAACUCCGUCUGACUCCCCACCGUCUCCCUUUGACGCCCCAACUUCCUCCCCACUUCCUUCGGUUCCCCCCAACACCCCUUCUACCCCAUCUCCUUCGGGUCCCCCCACAACCCCCUUCCCUUCGUCAGGCCAACCGCGCUUCCCUUCUGCUUCUCAAAAUCGCGAUGCCAAGAUGCCGGACCUGCCAGAAAUGGGCGAGAACGAGAGCCCCGGAGCCCAACGGCAGAGCCAGGUGUCCUCCAGCAGCAGAAACUCGACUCUCCUCCGGAAGAAUCCCCGAAGCCGAGGCGCGUCCGAAACCAGCGCCGGGAGGAUCGACCCCGGCACCGCCUUCCCGCCCUACGACCCGAGGUUCUCCCUGUCCCUCUCCGUGUCCGCUGCCAACGGCGCCGCGGCGUCACAGCUGCCUCUCGAUGACGACGGAAGGAAGAAGAUCGUGGUGCUGGGCAGCGGCGACUUCGGCCUCGCGCUCGCCACUCGACUCGUGCAGGCGAACUACCGGGUAGCCGUCGGGAGCAGAGACCCCGAGAGGUGCAGGUCAAAGGUCGAGGCAACGGGUGGCAUUCCGAUGACCCACGCGGAGGCACUGAGAGAGAGCGCCGUGGUGGUGUUGGCAGUGCCCUUCCAACACACGGGUUCUCUGCCCCUUAGUAAUCUCGCCAACAAGAUCGUCAUUGAUGUUAGCAAUAGGAACCCGAAAGACCGAGAUUCAUCCGGAAGGAGCCAGGCGGAGCACCUCCAGAACCUGCUCCCCACAGCCAGGGUCGUGAAGGCGUUUAACGUUCUGUCCGCUUACACGCUCUCCAGGGGUAUCAGGGGCAGCAAGGAGGUCCCCGUGUGUGGAGACGACAAGGAAGCGAAACAACUCGUCAGCGAGGUAGUGAAGGACCUCCGCCUGGAUCCUACAGACUUGGGCGGCCUCCAGAGUGCCCGAGAAGUUGAGGAAAUCCCCUUCCAGUUCUUCACAGAGUGGAAGUUUGGCGUGAUCCUUUCCACGGUCGUCUGGUGCAUCAUGUUCGUCGUUACGCUCUUCAGGUCCCAGCUGUGCUCUAACCUGGAGAACAUGCACAAGCCCAAUUUCACUUGGGAUUGGAGCGGCUUCGACGGCAUCGUAAGAGACAACGUGAGCUCCUCCUCCGCUGGCGCUGCCCUCACCUUGCUCGCUCUUUGUUACCUGCCAGGUGUCAUAGCCGCCUACAUCCAGCUGGCACGAGGAACCAAGUACUCCGAGUUUCCGUUGUGGCUGGACACUUGGCUCAAGGGAAGAAAACACAUUGGAAUCCUCAUGCUCUGGAACGCGGCUAUCCAUGCGAUUCUGGUUCUUAGUUACAGCAUGGGGAGUGUUGGCUUGUACGACGACACCUACUCCUGGCGAGGCCCAACCUACGUCGCUUGUGGGGCGUUCACUCUCCUCCUCGCGGGCGUGCUGGGCGUGGCCUCCCUGCCCUCCGUGUCCGCCUCGAUGACCUGGAGGGAGUUCUCCUUCGUGCAGAGCCGCGUCGGGUGGCUCGUCCUCCUCCUGGCUUCCUUCCACAUCAUCUUCAACUUCUGGGACGGGCUGAUCAAGAAUAAUUUCUCCUGCUAUUUUCUGCCUUCCAUCGCGCAGCUGUGCAUCGUGCUCCCCCUGCUGACACUGGUCCUCAAACUGCCCCUGCUGACACCCUGCGUGGACCGCUCCCUCACCAGGAUUCGUCAGGGAUACGAACGGGUGUCUCUCCACGGCCUCACGGGCGUGUGAGCGACGACCAAGACGGGGAAUGAAAUGGCGUUUAUUUUUUUUAUUUUCAUUGUUAUUAUCAUUCAUAUUGUAAUUAUUAUUAUUAUUAUUAUUAUCAUUAUUAUCAUUAUAGUUAU